This is a messenger RNA of Danaus plexippus (monarch butterfly), 694 nucleotides long. It is a transcript of the gene mRpL21, whose product is annotated as large ribosomal subunit protein bL21m. The transcript is spliced from 2 exons. Gene Ontology annotation, molecular function: RNA binding; structural constituent of ribosome. Lineage: Eukaryota; Metazoa; Arthropoda; Insecta; Lepidoptera; Nymphalidae. The record is from RefSeq and is a predicted model, not a curated record. The coding region runs from base 118 to 642 and encodes 174 amino acids. Gene Ontology annotation, cellular component: ribosome; mitochondrial large ribosomal subunit. Gene Ontology annotation, biological process: translation.
UAAAACUGACUUUGAGGUUACUUAUAAGCUGCUCUUAUGUUUUGAAAAUGUCUCUUAUAUAAAAACAUUUGAUUGUUUUUGAAUUAAUUCAAGCACCUAACCGAAUUUAUCGCAAUAAUGUCUCUAUUACGAGCUGGUUUAAAUAAACUGACUGGUAUAUUUCGUAAUCAAGGUGGAAUUCUAUCAAGGCUGCUGUCACAAGAUGCAAGUCCAAGUGUCGUUAAAGAAACAAAAGAAGUCAUAACCACCUGCAAUAAAUUGAUAGAGGAUAGAGCAUCCCGAAACUUCGCAAUAGUUCAUCUACUGGGUAAACAGUGGCGUGUGACCGACGGAGACUUACUUGUCGUCGAAGGACACUGGCCACCCAAUAUAGGGGAUAAAAUAAGAUUAGACAAAGUUCUACUGGCAGCUACAAAGGACUUCUCACUCAUUGGGCGUCCUCUUGUCCAACCGGGCUUGGUCAAUGUGACAGCUACAGUCAUAUCAAAGGGGCUCUCACACACAAAAACACAUUUCAAGAAGAAGAGGAGGAAGCAGUAUAUGAAGAUCCACUUCCAAAGAUUACCGCAGACCAUGUUAAGAAUAAAUACCGUAGAAAUAGCAAACAGAAUCAACGAAGCCCCCAAAAAUGUGUACGAGUAAUAAAGUUGUUACAAUGAAUGUGUGUAGUUAAAAUAUAAUGUAUUGAUAUUCA